Messenger RNA from Quercus robur (English oak), 1056 nucleotides. RefSeq lists its product as uncharacterized. The record is from RefSeq and is a predicted model, not a curated record. Bases 1 to 1056 code for a protein of 351 amino acids. Lineage: Eukaryota; Viridiplantae; Streptophyta; Magnoliopsida; Fagales; Fagaceae. The transcript is spliced from 6 exons.
AUGGGGAGGAAACGUCAGUUGCGACUUGUUUACGUUGGGCAAGGAUCAUCACAGUCACGACAACGGGUGGAGGCAGCUGAUGAGGAACCCCACAUUUCUGAGGACGCAAGACCGGUGGCAAGUGACGAUGAUGAGACACUAGCUCCAGAUACAGAUGAUUAUGUUCAAACCCAAACACCGGUACAAAAUCCAGCACCGGAACAAAAUCGAGCAUCAGAAAAUAGGCCUGGAAAACGUGGGAAAACAAGGUUGGCUGACAUAUGGGCAAUGACUGGUGAGUACAAAAUUCAGUUGUCGUUAAAUGAUGAAGGCCAACCGAUUGGCGAUGACGGGGAAUUGUUCGUUCGAUGGUUGGGCUCGUUUUGCGAGAAUGGUCUAUUAUGCCCGCUUACGCCUGCUGGGUGGCCAAGUGUCCCUCAAAAGUUUAAAAAGGAUUGUUGGACGGAGAUUGAGCAACGGUAUAUAAUUGAUCCGACUAUUGUCAAACCACCCAAUCAAAUGGGAUGGGCAAUGAGUCAGCUAGGAGAACUAAGGAGGAAUCGCAGGACCAAGUUGAAGAAGGAUCACAAAAAACCUGGGCUGUCACGUGAACAAGUAUUGGCUAUUGAACCGCCUGGGGUUAUCCCAGCACAGUGGAAGGAGAUGGUUGAUUAUUGGUUCAAUGAAAAAACUGAGACAUUAAGUCUGAAAAACAAGGCGAGUCGAGACAAGCAGAAAAACAUAGCAAGAUGUGGGGCCAAAAGUUUUGCUCAAAUUUCUGCUGAAAUGGCGAAAGAUAAAGGGGCGGCAGUCGAACGCGCGGAUGUAUUUCAAAAAGUAUACCGUACGAAAGAUGGGGUUGCUGUUAGUGACCGUGUGCAAGAUCAAAUGGAUAGGAUGGCAGUACUUUUGAAUGAACAGGACAUACGACUACACGGAGAGAUUGGUAAUGGAAUCCUCUGGUCGAAGGACGACGCAUAUGCUCAGGUGAUAGGUCUUGAUGAGCGCCCAGGUCGUGUACGUGGGGUAGGCUUUGGGAUCACCCCAUCAGGAAGAAGUGCCAAAAACGCAUCAUAG